CCCAUUCAUUCCCGCUAUACUGGGGCCCUCCCCUCCCGCUUCAGUCCGCCUGGAAAGAUGGCUACUCCGGCGCUGCUCAGGAGCUCCGAGCCGGCGCUGUGCCCGAGCUUCGCGGAGGUCUGCUCGUUCCUGGAGCGCUACGGAGCCGUCCUCGACCUACCCGAGAUGACGUUCCCGCAGAUGGAGGGCUACCUGCGCGAAAAGUCGUCAGUUCCCAAACCUCUCAUUGAACUCCACGUCAAGCUGCUCCGAAAGCUCUGCAAGUCCGUGACGAUAGAGCGCUGGGAAAAAUAUCUAGCCAAGAUGUGCCAAGAGCUGAACAGCGCCUGGGCUUGGGAGCUGGAACAGAACGGAUACCAAGACAUGUCCAUGGAGUGCAAGUCCAGCAUCCUCAAAUAUUUAUGCGAGUGCCAGUUUGAUGAUAACUUCAAGUUCAAAGCGGUGAUCAACGAGGAGGAGCCGGACAAAAUGCGCCUGCAGCCUAUCGGGCGAGACAAGCAGGGCCUUAUGUACUGGCUUCAGCUGGACCAGGAGCAGAAUAUCCGGCUGUACACGGAGGAGCAGGACGACUUGGACGGAUCCACUUGGAGAUGCAUCGUUAGGACCCGCAAUGACCUGGCUGAAGCACUGGAGCUACUCAAGGCUCAAGUUUUUCCAAACCUGAACCAGGACCAAGAGCAGAAAAUGGCUGAAUCUGGGAGCAGCAGUCCCGCUGACAGAGAAGCAGACGCCCAACUCGGUGAAAUUUCUAAGGCUCUCCCUGAUGAUGGAAAAGUUAAAAAAGAAGAAAAACUCCUGAAACAAGAGGAAAACAAGGAGCAGACAGCAAACAUCAAGCAGGAAGCAAAAGAAGAGAAAAGCAGCGAUGGAGCGCCCCUCUUUGAUAAUCACGUGAGCACCAUCACCUCUGUCAUCAAAUCCGAGUGCAGGGACUCGUCGGUCGUCACGACCGUCGCACCCAAGCAGGAAGAGGAGGCCGGGCGCGCCGUGGUCAGAAGCAGCCAGCAAGCCAAAAUUCCGCUGAAAAAGAGAGAGCUCAAGCUAGCCGAAAGCUACCACGGCAAUCACCUCACUAACAAUAACAGCAGCAGCAUCAUAGUGUGCAACCCCUCAGUCAUACAAACUAAGGAUGUCUCGUUGACCCUACCCCGUGGCCAAACGGCAUCCCAACAGCUCCUCGAUCUGAUGAACGGGAGGGCGUCCGUGGUGUUGCAUCACAUUGGCGUCAUCCGCGGUCCAACAACCAGCGAAGAGAAUGGUUGUAGAGCGGCUGAGGAUGAGAAGAACGUUCAGGGCUGCAUUUCAAGAACUCCAGAGCUGGGGCGCCAGUCAGUGCUCGUGAGGAACGAGCCGGUUCCCACGGAGACGCCGCACCAGGGUCCGAAAACGAGUAACGACAAAGAACCAGAUGAAAGCGUCCAGCGGGGCGAGGACGCCGACUCGGGAACAAGAGAACUUCACACAGAUAAAGAACGAAGUAAAGAUGAACAGAAAAAGCACUCGAAUGCUUUAGAAAAAGUGCAAGCGGCGCCGAAAAAAGGACAGGAACAGCAGUUGGACAAGGGAGAGAAAGGCGUCAAUGGUGAAUUACCGGAGAAAGGAGAGAUAGAGGUGGAUGAUAAGCCACGUCCAAAAGAAAAAGCAUCCUCAGAACUCCAGAAAGAAGGAAUACGCUUGAAGAUCAAGAUCCCCCCUCAUCGGAGGAACAAGAUGAAAGCCAAGGAGCAGCAGCAGAAGGAGGCACCAGAAGGAGGGAGAUCUCUAAGGAGGUCUGCCAGGAUCUGCAGGCCAAGUUCCAAGGCGUCCGAUAGCCCGAAAAAAAAGAAAGGUCAACAAAAACAGACAAAAGAAGAAGAAAAAGAGGACGACGAGGAAGAGGGAGAUGAAGAUAAUGAAAAGGAGGGUGUUACUGCUAAGAAAGAUGCAAAAGGAACAGCUGCCGUCCAAACGAGGAAGCGCAGGGGUAAGCGGCGACACGGAUGCCCCAGGUGGUCCAACGUACGCGCCAAGCGUCGUAAACUGAACGAAGAUGACGACGAAACAGGUGGAAAAGCGCGGGAGGAAGCCAGCGACGGCGGAAACCGCUCGGACGACUCCUGCCAGUCUGAGGAGAUUCCCAAAGAGGACGCCUGCACCCAUUGCGGUCUUCCCAACCACCCGGAAUUGAUUCUGUUGUGCGACUCGUGUGACAGUGGAUAUCACACAGCGUGCCUACGGCCGCCGCUCAUGCUCAUCCCUGACGGCGAGUGGUUCUGCCCGCCGUGCCAGCACAAGCUGUUGUGUGAAAGGCUUGAGGAGCAGCUGCUGAACCUGGACAGUGCUCUGAAGAAGCGAGAGCGUGCCGAGAGGAGGCGGGAGCGGCUGGUGUACGUGGGAAUCAGCGUCGAGAACAUCAUCCCUGGCGAUGAGGGAGACGAGGAAGACGAAAAGACUACCAAAAAGAAAGACGCCAAGAAGAGUAAAAAUCUGGGAAGGAGGUCGACCAGAACCAGGAAGCAUAUAAGCUACAGAUUUGACGACUUCGAUGACGCCAUUGAUGAGGCCAUUGAAGAGGACGUCGGAGAUGUUACCACUGCAGUUGAAUGCAGAGACAUUGUCGGCGCCCCGUUACCCGAGCACGGUGCGGCGGGCCGACGUCGGCCAGUGAAGGCCGCCGCCCGAAACAGGAAGCGGCGACGUCUGAAUGACCUGGAGAGCGACAGCACGGCGGUGGAAAGUGAAGACGACUUCACACUCAGCAACAGCUCUGAGGAUGAAGAAUUCGGUGCUUCGGGCUCAAACGACGACGAGGAAGACGACGACGAAGGGGGCAGCUGGGACGGUGCGUCGCGGCCCAAACGCACGGCGAGAGCAGCGCUCAAACACAAAACGGGCAGGACCAAACACAAAGUCGGCAGACCACCCGGACGACCGCGCCGAAGGAGACGCUCCUCUGACGAAGACGAUGAGGAUGGCAGCGAUGAAGACUCUGAUCAGUACAGUGACAUGUCGGACAAAAAGCGCGGCGGGCUGAGACGCGGCCAGCGGCAGCAGGUCAACUACCGCGAGGCUUCCGAGUCUUCCGACAAUUCGCGAACGUCCGGUAAAAAGAAAGAAGUCAAACCGUGCGGACGGCCGCGAAAGGAACGGCUUUCCAGCGACUACAGCGAUCUGUCACCUUCUUCACGGGACUCGGAAGAGGAGGAGGAGGAUCAAGGCGAUCAGAGAAAGCGGAAGCGAGAGAAGCGAAGGCGACGUGACGAAGAAGAGGAAGAAGACGAGCGGGCGGGAGGGAAACGACACAGACGGCAACCUUCGGAGAAAGAUGAGGACGAAAGGAGGAGAGUCCGGAAGUCGGAGGGAGAGGAGGACGACCCGACGAAGAUGGGCCGAGGGAAGCGGCGGGAGAUGUUGUCCCAACGGCGGCGGAAGCGGCUAGCUCAGAUGCUGAAAAAGCGAAGGCCUUCCACAGACGAGUCCCAAGAAUCGGAAUCUUCCUCCGAAGAGGACCGACCGCUCCGGAAAAGACUCAACCGCAUCGAUUCGGACGAGGACGAGCAAGAGGAGUCGGAGGAGACGAAAGACGAGAGCGACGCUCGGGACGAGAGCGACACUGGCGAGGUCGGGCGGGACAAACUCAACGGCCCCACGCGCACGGAGGACGAGGAGGGAGAGGCCAAGUCGGACUCGUUAAACUCUGCCCACAACAGUCCGCGCUCAUGAUCCCUUCUUUGGCGCUAGUUCUGCUAGACUGGCGGUUCUCAAACUUUUUGGCAAAAACAUGCAUGUGGUCCCUAAAUGCAACACCAGUUAAUUAGAAGGUUAAGAAAUUCAUACCUUAUUCGAGAAAAUAAUUUUAUCUCAAGCGGUUAUCAGAAUAAAAGUGUAAAAACAAACAUGUACAGUGUAAAAUAUGCUUAGGAUUUGGAUAUUUUUGGUACAUUUUAUCAAAGUCAAGGGGAAAAGAUGUCUGAACCCUUUAUAGAGCACUCAUUCACUGCCAUUGACAGUGAUAUACGUCAAAUUCAUUUGAACUAUGAACAUGUUGCCCUGCCUUUGGCGGUGCUAGACGAUCGCUUACAGCCUUCCCAUUCAAAAUGGACUGGACAUCGAGUGUUGUCAGUGGUAGCCAAUGAGUAAAUUACAUGUAUAAUUGAUGUAUUCACACCAAGGUUAAUAUCAACAAAAUGGCAGCCAAUGAGUUAAAUAGUUUGAAAUUAAAAAGAGUAAAGUUGUAGUCAUGGUAUUUACCAAAAUAUCAAUAGGAAGUGACACGAAAAUUCCCCAAAAAUGACAGGAAGUGACCAGGAAUUGAACCUUAAACUGUAGAAAGUGGCCCACGAAUACCCCAAAAUCAACAGGGAAUGACAAGUAAAUAAGCCAAUUUUAACAGGAAGUGAACCAGAAUCAACAGGUGAGCCAUAAUUGCCCCGAAAGUUAACAGGAGGUGACCAUAAGAGCAAAGCAUCACCAUGCAAUUUUUAUCCAAUAAUUGCUUUUUUUUGUUUUGUUUUUAAGUUUAAUCAUUUGGAUGAACAUUUUAUCUAUAAAUACAGUGGUAUGAAAAAAGUAUCUGAACCUUUUGGAAUUUCUCACAUUUCUUCAUAAAAUCACCAUCAAAUGGGAUCUAAUCUUUGUCAAAAUCACACAAAUGAAAUAAACUCUGCUUUUAACUAAAACCAGCCAAACAUAAGAUUUUCAUAUUUUAACAAGGAUAGUAUGCAAACAAUGACAGAAGGG
Messenger RNA from Corythoichthys intestinalis (scribbled pipefish), 4719 nucleotides. RefSeq names its product remodeling and spacing factor 1-like. Gene Ontology annotation, biological process: negative regulation of DNA-templated transcription. Bases 58 to 3702 code for a protein of 1214 amino acids. Gene Ontology annotation, cellular component: chromatin; RSF complex. The record is from RefSeq and is a predicted model, not a curated record. The transcript is spliced from 19 exons. Lineage: Eukaryota; Metazoa; Chordata; Actinopteri; Syngnathiformes; Syngnathidae. Gene Ontology annotation, molecular function: histone binding.